Dovyalis caffra is the source of this 158-nucleotide messenger RNA. Lineage: Eukaryota; Viridiplantae; Streptophyta; Magnoliopsida; Malpighiales; Salicaceae. The record is from the annotation of a GenBank genome assembly.
CCACUCCACAAUUCCACAAGAUCAAGAACAGUGCUAAGACAAUUGUUUGUUUCAAAAAGGUUGAUCAACUUCUGAUAAAUGAAAACAUUCAAGAGAUUACUAUAUACAAACACUGCACAGUUUCAUCCUAUAUAAUAUCAAAUACUCAACAAAGCAUU